Sipha flava (yellow sugarcane aphid) is the source of this 1511-nucleotide messenger RNA. It is a transcript of the gene Pp4-19C, whose product is annotated as serine/threonine-protein phosphatase 4 catalytic subunit. Lineage: Eukaryota; Metazoa; Arthropoda; Insecta; Hemiptera; Aphididae. Gene Ontology annotation, biological process: peptidyl-serine dephosphorylation; double-strand break repair via homologous recombination. Gene Ontology annotation, cellular component: cytoplasm; nucleus. The record is from RefSeq and is a predicted model, not a curated record. The transcript has 7 exons. Gene Ontology annotation, molecular function: protein serine/threonine phosphatase activity. The coding region runs from base 436 to 1371 and encodes 311 amino acids.
UAUAGUUAGCGUUCGGCGUGUAAACAUCCGAUAAUUUCACGUACUCUUUUUUUUUUUUUUUGCUCCACUACCUACGUGAUAUGUACGUUGUUUGGCCCUUAAUCUGUUUUCCGUAUUUUUAAUUUUUUUUCGCCGCACCAGUGUCCGUGCCCCUGGGUCCCGUGUUCGCGAGAUCCCGAUCGUCGACAAUCAGCCCGCGUCGUCCCAACUGCUGAAUCGAUCGGUCAACACAGCAUCAUUCGCACUAGUCGCCGUGCGAUACUUUUGCCAUAGUCGACCACACAGCCGUACGACCGUAAUGACAUGUUGCAACUGAGCUGAAACUGUCGGCCGCCGAAAGGUACAGACGUUCUACCGGAGCCCGUUUAGAUUUUAUGGGUGUGUGCGAAAAAACCGGUCUAGAAUAGUGCGAUCGCUCAACCACCUUUGUACCAAAUGUCCAAAAUGUACGAUUCCAACAGCGAUUUGGAUCGGCAGAUUGAACAGCUGAAACGGUGCGAAAUCAUCCAGGAGUACGAAGUGAAGGCCCUGUGCGCCAAGGCACGUGAAAUACUCAUCGAAGAGAGUAAUGUGCAACGUGUUGACUCUCCUGUCACGGUAUGUGGAGAUAUUCAUGGCCAGUUCUAUGACCUAAAAGAAUUGUUUAAAGUCGGUGGCGAUGUUCCUGAAAGAAAUUAUCUAUUUAUGGGUGAUUUUGUUGACCGAGGAUUCUUCAGUGUUGAAACAUUUUUACUGCUACUUGCUUUAAAAGUAAGAUAUCCUGAUCGAAUAACUUUAAUACGAGGUAAUCAUGAAUCACGACAAAUUACUCAAGUUUAUGGUUUUUAUGAUGAGUGCUUACGAAAAUAUAAUAGUGUUGCUGUAUGGCGUUAUUGUACUGAAAUAUUUGAUUACCUGAGCUUAUCUGCUAUUAUUGAUGGAAAAAUUUUCUGUGUGCAUGGUGGUUUGUCUCCUUCUAUUCAAACAUUGGAUCAAAUUAGAACUAUUGAUAGAAAACAGGAAGUUCCUCAUGAUGGACCUAUGUGUGAUUUAUUAUGGUCUGAUCCUGAAAACACUCAGGGUUGGGGUGUAAGUCCACGAGGUGCUGGAUACCUAUUUGGUUCAGAUGUUGUUUCCCAAUUUAAUACUACAAAUGAUAUAGAUAUUAUUUGUCGAGCUCAUCAGCUAGUCAUGGAAGGAUAUAAAUGGCAUUUUGAUGAAACUGUGCUUACUGUUUGGUCUGCACCCAAUUAUUGUUAUCGAUGUGGUAAUGUUGCGGCAAUAUUGGAACUGAGCGAAACACUCCAAAGAGAUUUCACAAUUUUUGAAGCAGCUCCACAAGAAAACCGUGGAAUGCCUACUAAAAAACAUGCAGCUGAUUAUUUCCUUUAAUAAAAUUCUGUGGUUCUUAAUGUAUUAAUUUUAGUUCACAAAGCCUUACAGAAGAAAUGAAUGUUUCACACAUUUGUUGCAUUCAUUGUAUUUGAAAGAAUACUGACAAUAUAUUUAUGUAAUUUUUUUAAAAGUAAAAA